Messenger RNA from Acanthoscelides obtectus, 4594 nucleotides. Lineage: Eukaryota; Metazoa; Arthropoda; Insecta; Coleoptera; Chrysomelidae. The record is from the annotation of a GenBank genome assembly.
GCCAGCUCUGUCAGCAGGCAGUACCAGCACGCCAUGCACUUUCACUAAACAGUCGCUCGCCAGCUAUGGCGAAGGUCAAUCAGAGUGACCGUCGCGUUCAAGAGGAACGACUAACCGCGGUUCCACCACCACCUCCAACAGCACAGUGUCACCGCUGCACGUAGGGCUAAACGCGGUACAACUCGCAGCUUGUGGCAAUUUUUCAAUUUGUAUUUGUGUCCGUGCUGCGUGCCUACCGUGUUGUAACGACCUCACGUGAUCAGACUCGCGAACUCCAACCAGCACUAGGUGGUACCUACUAGCAGUUUAUCGGCAAAUCGCGGUACCGUUCGCGUGUCGCGAAGAACCUACACGCAGAAGAAGAUAUUCGCCGGGACCGGUUCUCCUAGUUAUUCGUUCUGUUAUUAUGUAACAACAGGUGUGCCAAUAGGGUUAUUUUUUUCCGACGUACUUAAAUAUUUUUUGCUCCAAGAUGAUGCUCCUACUUCUUCUCACUUUCCUUCAUACGUCCGAAAUACAUGCCAUGGACAACCUGAAUGUAGCAUUCAGAUGGAAAGUCGUAGAUUUUGAGUUCCCGAAUGACACUGCGCGAGAGAAUGCCAUCACAAAGGGCAUCUUCAUACCCGAAAACAACUUGCCACUGGGAGUGGAAGUCUAUGGAAAUCGCAUGUUCAUCUCAGUGCCCAGGUGGAAAUCUGGAGUUGCAGCUUCCUUGAACUACAUCAUGCUAACGGAUCCGAAAGAUUCCCCAAAGCUGCGCCCGUACCCAAAUUGGGAGUACCACGAUCUCACUCACACGGAUGAAUCCGGCAUGGUACCACCCGACAAGAUCGUGUCCCCAUUCAGGGUCCGUGCUGACUCCUGCGGAAGGUUGUGGGUAGUGGAUACAGGGGUAGCAGAUAUUCUGGAAGGGUCCAAGGUGCUUUCCAAGCCUAAAUUGUUCAUCUUUGAUCUCAAUACGGAUACGCUCAUCAGGAGCUAUCAAAUACCAGAAGACCAGAUGAAGAAAGACGUCAGCUUCUUCGCCAACAUAGCUGUCGAAGAAAACGGAUGCGAUGAUACAUAUGCUUACUUGGCUGACCUGGGACACCCUGGCUUGGUGGUGUAUUCUUAUAAGAAGAACAAGUCUUGGUUGGUUAAGCAUCACUAUUUCCACAUCAGCCCUACAGCUGGAGAGAUGACUGUGGCCGGGAUUACAUUCCAAUGGGCAGAUGGCAUCUUUGGUCUGGCUCUAUCCAAACCUGAUGAGGCAGGAUACAGUACUCUGUACUUCCACCCAAUGCACAGUUUCCAUGAGUUCACAGUUAGUACUAAAUUGUUACGAGACGAAACCUUAGCUACAGAUCCUAAAAACUUCCACGAGUUCAAGGUUUUGGGCAGUCGCGGUCCGAAGGCUCAGAGUGGAGCAUCUUUCCUUCAUCAGAAAACAAAUGUCUUGUUUUAUACUUUACUGAACCUGAACGCUGUAGCUUGCUGGAGGACAACCAAUCCGAAUUAUACCAUGGAAUCUCAGGGAAGGGUCUUUAUGAGUAAUGAGACUAUGGUGUUCCCUAAUGACAUCAAGGUUGAUGCCAACGAUAUACUUUGGGUUAUGUCCGACAAACUUCCUGUUUUUAUGUACGAUAAGCUGAAUCCUAGCGAAUACAACUUCAGAAUCCUCAAUUCAACUGUAGCCGAUGCCAUCAGAGGUACCGCCUGCGACUCCAAGAUGGUGAUGAACCCGAGCAUCGUUAAAAACAUUACCAAGAACAUAACUCGUACAACUUCUGCAGUGGCAACAGCCGGUUCUAGUCCCAUCCGUUCCGUCAACGUUCAAAUGAUUUGGGUGGUUCUCACUUUUGCAGCCUUAUCUCUGACAACUCGCUAAAGGCUUAUCAGCAAGAUACUCUUGCUUAGUCACAAGUAAGAACUUAAUAAAUAUGACUCCUCAAAAGGGUGACAGAAGUAUAAUAGACGCCAAACCAAUUUUGGUACUAUUUAGAAAUCUGAUAAUGGAUUGAUGGAAAGAUAUCUACUUAUCUUUCCUCCUAAAGAUAAAGCGAUCUUACAAGUUUUCAUGCAGUUUUUAACUGCAUUCAAUUUUGAAUCCCAAAACCUUAAAGUGAUUCCUGUAAGUCCGGGCAUUAUCUGAUGGGAAGAAUAUUAUUAUUUUAACGAAUCUGUAUGUUGCCAGCCGCAAAUUUGCCUCAAAUGUUUUUAAAUAAUUUUUUCAAGCAAAUUAAAAAAAACUGAUUUUGUCUCCGCUCAUGUUGAAAUGUUUUAGGACAAUCUGGACAAAAAAGAUGCAUCAGAACUUAUCUCUAAAUUUGAAAGUGUUCAAGAUAUAAGCGAUACAAUAUUUGGAAGAAAUAUGCGAUUCUCGAUCCCAAAAAUCAAUAUGAAAAAACGAAAAUAUUGAUGUUGUCAAUACAAUAGAUAUUCUUCAAACAUCCAUUAACAAAAUUUUAAAGCAUCUGAGACGGUAUUGUUAUUACAAACCUUUAGUUCAUGCAGUUUUGAACUGCAUUCAAUGUUGAAUCACAAAACCUUAAAGUUAUUCCUGUAAGUCCGGGCAUUAUCUGAUGGGAAGAAUAUCCUUAUUUUAACGAAUCUGUAUGUUGCCAGCCCCAAAUUGGCCUCAAUAAGCAAUUGUUUCAAACAAAUUAAUGAAAAACCGAUUUUUUCUUCGCUCGUGUCGAAGAAUUUUAGGACAAUCUGGUCAAAAAGGUGCUACAGAACUUGUCUCUAAAUUUGUUCAAGAUAUAAGCGAUACAAUAUUUGGAAGAUAUAUGCAAUUUUCGAACCCAAAAAAACGAUAUGAAACAACGAAAAUAUUGAUAUUGUCAAUGCUCCUAGAUGUCCUUCGAACAUCCAUUAACAAAAUUUUAAAGCAUCUGAGGAGGUAUUGUUAUUGCAAACCUUUAGUUCAUGCAGUUUUGAACUGCAUUCAAUUUUGAAUCACAAAACCUUAAAGUGAUUCCUGUUAGUCAGGGCAAUAUCUGAUGGGAAAAAUAUUCUUAUUCAGAUUUUAACGAAUCUGUAUGUUGCCAGCCCCGAAUUUGCAUCAAAACUGUUUUGAACAAUCUUUUUAAACAAAUUUCAAAAAUAGUUUUUUUCUCCCAUCCUGUCAAGUGUGUUAAGACAAUCGGGACAAAAAGGUGCUUCAGAGCUUCUCUCUAAAUUUGGAAAUUUUCAAGAUAUAAGCGACACAAUAUUUGGAAGAAAUAUGCAAUCCCAAAAAGCAAUAUGAAAAAACGAAAAUAUUGAUGUUGUCAAUACUCCUAGAUAUUUUUCAAACAUUCAUUAACAAAAUUAUAGAGCAUCUGAGGAGGUAUUGAUAUUGUAAACCUUUGUUUUUUAAUUAUUAACCAAGCAUGCGCUCAGUGUAAGCUCUGCGUGAGUGCGAGAGAGAUGCAACAUGUAGAGGCGGCCGCUUGCCGCAGCAACUAAUCAUUGAGCGCGUGCUCAGUUAACAAUUAAAACACAAAGGUUUACAAUAACGAUACGUCCUGAAAUACUUUGGAUUGCCGUUGAUGGAUGUUUGAGGAAUAUUCAGGAACAUUAAUGAUAUUAAAAUUUUUGGUUCGUCAAAUCGUUUUUUAGGUUCAAAAAUGGCAUAUUUCGGUCUUUAAUAUUGAUUCGCUUAUAUCUCAAAAACUAUCAACUUUCGAGAACAGUUCUAAAUCACCUUUUUUUGUUCAGAAUGUCCCAAAAACCUAAACUCACUUUGGCCGGAGCAACUUUUUUUUGGAAUUUGAUAAAAAACUAAAACAUAUUUGACGGCUUAGCGACAAGCAAAGUAGUUAAAACGAGCACUUUUUAAAAAAUAUAAUGCAAACAAUCGAAACAACAUUUUUCUCACCAGAUGAAAAGAUAUUGCCCGGACUAUGUCUAAAUAAUUUCAGCAGAGAAGUUGAAAGCACUCAAACAUUUUUAAACUAAGAUUCCUGUUUAUUCAGAAUGAUCAAGCAGAGCCCAAACUUUUGGGCUUCAGAUGUAUCAUUUGAACUAGUGAGAUCAUCGUUUUCCGGUAAAAAAUGUGAUCCAGUUUCGCUGAGAACUUCCGUGAGAUUCCGAAAUGAAAUAAAACUAAUUAGUUUGCGUUCGAAUGGAAAGGUUUGGAUAUACUUGAAAUUCUGAUGAGAAAGCCUUCAUAAUGAGAAAGUCUUUAUGUAUCGCGAAACUAUUCAUAACAAUAAAAGAAUGCAAGGAAAUGGAUUUCCCAUGCAUUAAUCGGAGUCAUAUUUAUACAUACUGUAAUUGUAAAUAUGUAAAAUAAGAUUUGCGAAGGUUCUUCAUUUGAAGAAGUGUUUGUACGUAUGUAUAAAGACGCUUAGCAAUACUAAAUUAUUCUAUAAUUUAUUUAUUAGGUGCGUUAUAUAAGAAUAACAAGAACAUAAACAAUGCAUUCCAUUUUAACCUUGACGUGUGAAUCCAAUUUGAUAUUAUUGUAAGUGGCAUUAGUUAUUUGUAUCGGUUCAGACUGAUUAAUAUGACAAAACAAAAGCAUUAAAUUUAUAUAACAUUUAUCGACUUUAUUUAUAGUAUACUUGUAAUUUAAGUUUUAAAAUAUGUAUUAAGUGAUUUUAUAUUUAAAUAAAGCAUACUAUUUAAA